GCCUCCCGGCAUGCCCCGCGCGGCAACCCGGAACCAGUUGGGUGAAGACAGGCCCGUAGUGCGGAGAGUCCCUGCAGCGGCCGGUGUUGCCGUCGCCAUGGCGUCCGCGCGGGGCCCUGCGGUGCGGGCAACAAAAACCAAGAUCUCAGACGAGAGUGAUGCUCCCCCAGUCAAGAGACCUCAUAUCUUCUAUGGAAGUUUGGAGGAGAAGGAAAGGGAGCGUAUUGCCAAAGGGGAGCUGGGGCUGCUAGGAAAAGAUGGGAUGAAAGCUGCAAUUCAGGCUGGCAACAUUAACAUUAGCAGUGGUGAGGUCUUCGAUCUUGAAGACCAUAUGAGUGAGCGCCAGGCAGAAGUGUUGGCUGAAUUUGAGCGCAGGAAGCGUGCUAGGCAAAUCAAUGUUUCCACCGAUGACUCUGAAGUCAAGGCCUGCUUACGAGCUCUUGGGGAGCCCAUCACACUCUUUGGAGAAGGGCCUGCAGAAAGAAGAGAAAGAUUGAGAAAUAUCCUCUCGGUGGUUGGCACUGAUGCCUUAAAAAAAACGAAGAAAGAUGACGACAAGUCUAAGAAAGCCAAAGAAGAGUAUCAGCAAACCUGGUACCAUGAAGGGCCAAGCAGUCUGAAAACAGCUAGAUUGUGGAUCGCCAACUACUCACUCCCCAGGGCAGUGAAGCGGUUGGAAGAAGCCCGACUGCUCAAAGAAAUUCCCGAGGCUACGAGGACAUCCCAGAGGCAAGAACUGCACAAGUCCCUAAGGUCAUUGAAUAAUUUCUGCAGUCAGAUUGGAGAUGAUCGCCCCAUCUCUUACUGCCAUUUCAGUCCCAAUUCCAAACUCCUGGCUACUGCUUGUUGGAGUGGGCUGUGCAAACUCUGGUCUGUGCCUGACUGCAGUCUCGUUCACACUUUACGAGGGCACAACACCAAUGUGGGAGCAAUUGUAUUCCAUCCCAAAGCUACUGUCUCCUUGGACAAGAAGGAUGUCAACUUGGCCUCUUGUGCAGCUGAUGGUUCUGUCAAACUCUGGAGCCUGGAAAGCGAUGAGCCGGUGGCAGAUAUUGAAGGUCAUACCAUGAGAGUGGCACGAGUGAUGUGGCAUCCCUCUGGGAGGUUCCUGGGCACCACUUGCUAUGAUCACUCCUGGCGCCUGUGGGACCUGGAAGCUCAGGAAGAGAUUCUUCAUCAGGAAGGGCACAGCAAAGGGGUCUAUGACAUUGCUUUCCACAUGGAUGGAUCUCUCGCUGGGACUGGUGGCCUUGAUGCCUUUGGCCGAGUGUGGGACUUGCGCACCGGACGCUGUAUCAUGUUCUUGGAGGGUCACCUGAAAGAGAUCUAUGGGAUCAACUUCUCCCCAAAUGGAUACCACAUAGCAACUGGCAGUGGGGACAACACUUGCAAGGUGUGGGACCUCCGCCAGAGGAAGUGCAUUUACACUAUACCUGCCCACCAGAACCUAGUGACAGGGGUGAAGUUUGAACCCAAUCAUGGGAACUUCCUGCUCACAGGCGCCUAUGAUAACACAGCAAAAAUCUGGACGCAUCCAGGCUGGUCCCCAUUGAAAACACUGGCUGGCCAUGAAGGAAAAGUAAUGGGACUGGAUAUCUCCUUAGAUGGGCAGCUCAUGGCAACAUGCUCGUAUGAUAGGACCUUCAAGCUGUGGAUGGCGGAGUAGUCAGUUUAGAACUGCUAGUGAUCUCGGACAAGGACUGAGAAAAAGCAUCAGCCGCUGAACCAAAUAGAGUGGCUGGAGUCGCUGGCUGGUAUUAGCUUUCAGGCUCUUUAGCCGGAUUAGAGCUGGGCUGUAUUCUCCUCCCUCGUCUAAGUUUAUUUUUGUAUUCUUCCCGUUGUUUCUGAGGUGAAUUCUGCUUCCCAUCUCUGUGAGCAUAAUGCAGUUUCUCCUCUCCUUGUUUAUAAAUGUUUGUAAAUACCCACA
Molecule: messenger RNA, 1927 nt
Organism: Alligator mississippiensis (American alligator)
Lineage: Eukaryota; Metazoa; Chordata; Crocodylia; Alligatoridae
Gene: PRPF4
Product: pre-mRNA processing factor 4
Exons: 14
Coding region: 11-1666 (551 amino acids)
Biological process (GO): mRNA splicing, via spliceosome
Cellular component (GO): U4/U6 x U5 tri-snRNP complex
Molecular function (GO): U4 snRNA binding; protein binding; U6 snRNA binding
Source: RefSeq, a predicted model, not a curated record